Molecule: messenger RNA, 1666 nt
Organism: Ilex paraguariensis (yerba mate)
Lineage: Eukaryota; Viridiplantae; Streptophyta; Magnoliopsida; Aquifoliales; Aquifoliaceae
Source: the annotation of a GenBank genome assembly
AGAACUUUCCCUUUCCUGUAACCUAAACCUCAAAAACCCUCUCUUGAUCUAUACAUACACUGAUACAAACGUCUACACAGACAGAGAGAUAGAGUGUUUUUAGAGAGAGAAGAAGAAGAAGAAAAUGACAACCCAGUUUCCAGAUGACUUCAAAUGUCCAAUUUCACUAGAGAUAAUGUCUGACCCAGUGAUUCUCUCUUCGGGUCACACAUUUGACCGGUCCUCAAUCCAGCAGUGGCUAGACGCCGGCCACCGGACAUGUCCAAUCACGAAACUUCCCCUGUCUGAACCUCCAUCUCUCAUCCCCAACCACGCUCUCAGAAGCCUUAUUUCCAAUUAUACUCUUGUCUCCCUCCCUAGGCCUCAGUCCUACCCUGACCCCCAAACCCUCAUCCGAACCUUAACCAAUCCCUCUUCUCCGGUGGACUCCAAACUCAACUCGCUAGACCAACUCAGCCGUGUAUCGAAGCGUGACUCAGCUGUACGUCGUCGUUUGACCGAGUCAGGUGCUGUUUCAGCUGUUCUCAACUGUGUCAACUCGGAUGACUCAGCUCUUCAAGAAAAGGCGCUUCAUUUGUUGUUGAAUUUGAGUCUUGAUGAUGAUAACAAAGUGGGUUUGGUGGCAGAGGGCGUAGUGGGCAGAGUUGUCGCCGCCUUGUGCGGUGGCUACGCUGGCGGUGAUGGCCGAGCGGUGGCAGCGACUGUGUUGACCAGCUUGGCAGUUGUAGAAGUGAACAAAGCCACAAUUGGAGCAUUCCCAUUUGCUAUUCAAGCUUUAGUUUCGCUUCUUCGGGUUGGAAACGGAAGAGAAAGAAAAGAAUCGGCGACGGCGUUGUAUGCUUUGUGCUCAUUUCCUGAGAAUCGUAGACGGGCCGUGGAUUGUGGAGCAGUGCCGAUUUUGAUCGAAUUGGUGAACUCGGGUCUCGAACGGGCUGUUGAGGUAUUGGGUUUGUUGGCAAAGUCUAAGGAAGGGAGAGAGGGCAUGAUGAGGUUUGAUGGGUGUGUGGAGGUUUUGGCGACGGUUUUGAAGAAUGGAACUUCGAGAGGUGUUCAAUAUGCGCUUCUGACUAUGAAUUCGUUGUGUUGUUGUAGUGAAAAGGCUUGUUUGGAAGCCUUGAAAGAUGGGGUUUUUGAGAUCUGUGUUGAAAAAUUGGAGGAUGAUAAUGAGAAGGUUAGGAGAAAUGCAAAGAGUUUGAUACAGGUUUUGCGAGGCAAGCAUUCAAUGAGGUGAAUACCGAAUCGGUUUAAUUGCUAUGAAUGAAUGGAUGGCUUUGGAAGAAGAUGAAGGGUCAAGGUUGGGUUUUGCGGGCAUAAUUUGUGGAUUUUGUUAUCUCCCAUUUUCGAUGUGAAAUAUGUUAUCAUCACGAGUGCUUAAAAGCAUAUGCAUGGUGCUUUGUUCUUGCCCCUUGGUCGUGCUUAAAGCUUCUUUCGCAAUAACCUUUCAAAGUGUCUCGAGUGCCUAGCUUUGAGGUUGGUUUAUCUGUUCGCGGUCCAGCCAUUAAAAAUGUGAGAAAGACAAACCUUACACAGAAUCUCUAUAUAUUCAAGUUGUAUGCACCUAGGUAUCCAUUCUAUAGGUUGAAAAUGGCCAUAAAUCUUAUAUUUAACAUGGAUACCCUACUAUACCAUUGUUCUUAAUCUUUCGUUAGUAGUAGUACCACAGCUU